AUCCCAAAAUCCCGAAAAUCCCCCAGGGUGGGAGAUGCACGCCCGGCUCUGCUCCGGGAAAUCCGGGUUCUGAGCCCGGAAACCUCCCUGGGAUCCCAAAAACCUGAAAAUCCUGCUGAAAAAAAUGAAAAUCCGACUGAAAGACCUCCCUGGGAUCCUGAAAAGCUCGAUAAUCCUGCUGGGAACGCACCCUGGAUUUCCUGGGAAACAGCAGAAAUUCCUGUAAGAGAGCAGAUAUCCCGGCGGUUUCCUGGAGAACAGAGGGAUUUUAAGGAAAAAAAGCGGGAUGUGACUGUAGAGCAGCGGCGUUCCCAAGGAUCGAGGAGGAACCCAGCAGAAUUCCCAGGAAUUUCCAGGAAAAUUGUGACUUUUUUUCUGAGGGAAAAGAGCAGAAUUCCAAGGAAAACCGGGACUCGCCAUCAGAGGCGCUUAUUAGCUCCGACAGCGCUAAUUAACCACUAACUCGUGCCUAAUUAACCCCACUAGGGACACCUUUGUGGCCAGCACGGACGUAUUUAUUGCAAUUAACCCAUUUGGGCCGUUUUUAACCCGAUUCGCUCCGUUUGGUUGUGCCUGACCGCGAGGCCAUUAAAAACCAGCGACUGUGCCUCGUGCUGUGCUGCGGGGCUCGGGGGGAAAAAGGGAGGGCGGGUUUGUGUGGGGGUGAAGCGGGAGAAGGGCGGCGAGGCAGCCGCGCUCCGCCGGGCAGCGCCGCCACGCAAGGCCGAGGCUUCACUAGGCCGCGCUAGGCCGCGCGUUGCUGAGCAACGCGCCGCGCUCUGACGCAACUUCCUAUGCUAGACCCACGGUCGCUUAGCAACGCGUCGCGCUGCUGACGUCACUUCCCCGUUCUUCUUCCCCCUCGGCGCCGCCAUCAUGGCGGCCGUGUCGGUGUUCCCGACCCCGGGCGAGCUCGGCGCGGCCCUGGCGCGGAUGGUGGCGGAGGCGGCGGCCGAGGCGGUGGCGAGCGGCGGCCGCUUCACGCUGGGGCUGUCCGGGGGCUCGCUGGUGCCGCUGCUGGCGCGGGAGCUGCCGCCCGCCCUCAGCGCGACCCCCGGCUCCGACCCGUCGCGCUGGCUCGUGGCGUUCUGCGACGAGCGCCUGGUGCCGCUCGAGCACCCCGAGAGCACCGGCGGCGCCUACCGGGCCCAGCUGCUCUCCCAGUUUGCCCCCCCCGGCCCCCAGGUGCUCUGGGUCAGCCCCGAGCUGGGCCCGGCCGAGGCCGCCCGCGACUACGAGGAGCAGCUGAGGAAGGCGUUCCCGGGCGAGGAGCCUCCGCGGUUUGACCUGCUGCUGCUGGGGGUGGGGCCGGACGGGCACACCUGCUCGCUGUUCCCGGGCCACGCCCUGCUCCAGGAGCAGCGUUCCCUGGUGUCGUUCCUGGAGGACUCUCCCAAGCCUCCUCCCCGGCGGGUGACGAUGACGCUGCCGCUGCUCAACGCGGCGCGCGCCCUGCUGCUGGUGGCCAGCGGCGCCGCCAAGGCCCCCGUCCUCAAGCGGCUGCUGGAGCAGCAGGAGCAGCCCCCGCUGCCGGCCGCCCGGCUCCGGCCGCGCUCGGGGCGCCUGCGCUGGAUCCUGGACCGGGAGGCGGCGGCCGAGCUGCGCCUCCCCCCGGAGGAACCUUCCGGAAACUGAGGGACAUUCCCGGGAAAACGGCCCCGGAGCCGAAGAAUUCCUGGGGAAAAGGGGGAAAAAUGGGCUGGGAAUGGAGGAAUUUGUGGGGAAAUGUUCUCAAAAUGGAGGAAUUCCAUGAGAAAUGUCCUUAAAAUGGAGGAAUUCCAUGAGAAAUGUCCUUAAAAUGGAGGAAUUCCAUGAGAAAUGUCCUUAAAAUGGAGGAAUUCCAUGGGAAAAUGGGGAAAAAUGUCCUUGAAAUGGAGGAAUUCCAUGGAAAAAGAUUCUUAUAAUGGAGAAAUUCCAUAGAAAAAUGUCCUUAAAAUGGAAGAAUUCCAUAGAAAAACGGAAAAAUGUCCUAAAAAUUGAGGAAUUCCAUGGAAAAAUGUUCUCAAAAUGGAGGAAUUCCUGGAAAAUGCCCUUAAAAUGGAGGAAUUCCAUGGAAAAAUUGAAAAAUGUCCUUGAAAUGGAGGAAUUCCAUGGAAAAAUGGGCUGGGAAUUCCUCAAUUCCCAGGAAAAAUGGCCCUGGAAGUGAAAACUCCCAUGGGAAAUGAAUUAUUUCUCAUUUUAGGGCUGGAAUUCCUGGGGAAAAUGUCCUGGGAAUGGAGGAAUUCCUGGGAAAAAUGUCCUUAAAAUGGAGGAAUUCCAUGGAAAAAUGGAAAAAUGUCCUAAAAAUGGAGGAAUUCCAUGGAAAAAUG
This is a messenger RNA of Motacilla alba alba, 2309 nucleotides long. It is a transcript of the gene PGLS, whose product is annotated as 6-phosphogluconolactonase. The coding region runs from base 877 to 1635 and encodes 252 amino acids. NCBI's taxonomy places the organism in Eukaryota, Metazoa, Chordata, Aves, Passeriformes, Motacillidae. Gene Ontology annotation, biological process: carbohydrate metabolic process; pentose-phosphate shunt. Gene Ontology annotation, molecular function: 6-phosphogluconolactonase activity. The record is from RefSeq and is a predicted model, not a curated record. The transcript is spliced from 5 exons.